GUGGCUCCACUGACUCAGCUUUGACUCAGGACGCAAGCUCUGUCUGACAGACUAUUGUUCAACCACCGGAGUAUGACAGGAAGUAAUUACACGCAUUCAGUGCGCUUGGCUUAUUGUGCACAGGAGAAAUUACCCAGGUUCUGGUGGAAGUGGAGCCACUUUCUUUAUUGGACCCUUCAAUGAUGACUUCGCCUGCACAGCUCUAUCUGAUGGGAUAUCUGAGUCUGACUGUGGGGCUGGCUUUGGAUAUGGGGCCACAUCAAAACACGGAGUUUACAUUUAUGCUACCCACAGGCGGCACAGAGUGUUUUUACCAAACUACCACAACAGGUGACACCAUGGAGAUAGAAUACCAGGUUAUCGCAGGAUCCGGUCUGGAUGUUGGGUUUGCCUUGAUUUCACCCAGUGGUCACCGGGUGGUCUCUGAGUUCAGGACAUCUGACGGCAUCCAUAUGGUGGAUCAUACAGAAUUUGGAGAUUACCGGUUAUGCUUUGACAACAGCUUCAGUAAGAUGUUUGAGAAGAUGGUGUUUUUCAAAGUCAUAAUUAGCAGUCAAAGCAACACAUCUGGAGGCCAAGAGGAGUGGAUCGACUUCACAGUGACUGAAAGCGUGGCGGACGACAGAAUAGAAGAAAUCAGGAGAACAAUGGAUUCAGUGUACCGGCACCUGGAGAAGACCCGUCAGGUCCAGAGUGUGCUGCGGGCCUUUGAGGCCAGGGACCGCUACUUGUUAGAGGACAACCUGUGGCGAGUGUCCUUCUGGUCCUGUCUGAACCUGAUGGUGAUGCUUGGUGUGGCCGUCACUCAGAUCUACACCCUGAGACGUCUCUUUGAUAAUAACAAGCGGGUCUGCACUUGACGACAGAACGGGCGCAUUCAUUUUAUCCCUCACAGGACAACAAAGAUAACUUUUUUUUACUUUAUAUUUUGUAUUGAUAUUCCAUUGCAUCAUAUUUAUCUACAGAUCCAUGAUUCAGAGACGCUUUCGAGAAAUUUGGUCACCAAAAUGAAACUCAUGUUUUAGGAAGGUCUGUGAUGCAUUUUGAGCAGGUAAUAUCUGCUCAUUUGGUUACUGUGGCUCACAGGUAAUGACCAAUCACACAGGAUUGAUAAAAUACAGAAAGAGCAAAUCUGACCACUUCAUAGAGCUCAGACUGAAUGCUUCGUUGAGGUUCUUUUUCGUGAGUCACUGCCAUGUUGCGUGGAAGUGAUCAGCCUGUAUCCUCCAAGGAUUUUGUGGAGGUUUUUUCAGGCCAGUUUCCAAUGGAGCUAAAAUGGUGCCAGUUUUUUUUACUAACGUUUAAUUUUUCAAGGUUUGAUUUCACAGCGUUUUAUUUUUUAAUGCGAAAUCUCUUACCUAUCUUCAUUUUAGUUGGCCCGUUUUAGCUUGCAGGCCAAUAAAACAUGAUACUUAAACAGGUGUCGAGCCUUGCAAGAAAAUCAAAUAAGUAUCUACCUGGAGGUAGAAGCCGGGGAAAGAAUGAACUGUUGUAAAAAGAAGUGACAGAUUGCUGUGUGGACUUUGGAACCUGAGAAAACUCAGUGGACCAUCACUUGACAUCACAUGACUUCACUUUCUAAAUCAUCAACUUUGAAAACGUCUCAAUGGACUCAGACAGCUUUGAUUCUCUCAAAUUUUUCUCCACUCUGGGACCUUAAUUUCCAGAUGAAAUGUGAAAUCAAAUGUGUAUCAUAACAGUACAGUUGUUUUUCACCUUAUGCCUCUGACAUCAUCACUGGUUCAGAAGCAGCUAAUAAUGAAAGCGGAAAAGGCUGAAACUCAUGUCCUAAAUAAAUCAGGAUGUUGAUACUUGAAGUUUCGACCUGCUGACUCUCCAGGUCAUACAAAUUCAUAAAUGUUUCUUUCAACCACACUUCUUCCUCCCACUCAUUUUUCCAUUAAUAGGCCUGGAUAUGGCAACAACCACAUGUGGAGUCAUCAACCUUUCAAAUAAGUGUGUGCGUUACACAGUCGCAUUUGUAUUUACUUUAAGUCAUAUUAACCACAGUAAAGAAAAAGUAAAACUUAUCACUUUAUGAAUUUGAAGUGCUGAGAUUAACUGAUGAUCAAAUAUACUUAGACAAUUCAAACAUAAAAGCCCUAACAUAUUAAUAUUUGUGAAUAUUGUCAAGUGAAUCUAGAAAGCCAAAAUUUGCUCCAUUGUUAUUUUAUUAAAUACAAUUAACAGUCUUAUUGAUAUUUCAAACCUUCAGAGAAAUAAUUUCCAAAUAUUACCCUCAUUGGAUCAUAGUUUGGUAAAAAAAAAAAAAAAAAAAUCUGUUUAACAUCAAAAGCAAACACUGGGAUUC
Molecule: messenger RNA, 2311 nt
Organism: Poeciliopsis prolifica (blackstripe livebearer)
Lineage: Eukaryota; Metazoa; Chordata; Actinopteri; Cyprinodontiformes; Poeciliidae
Gene: tmed1a
Product: transmembrane p24 trafficking protein 1a
Exons: 4
Coding region: 180-860 (226 amino acids)
Biological process (GO): endoplasmic reticulum to Golgi vesicle-mediated transport; Golgi organization; intracellular protein transport
Cellular component (GO): Golgi apparatus; endoplasmic reticulum-Golgi intermediate compartment; COPII-coated ER to Golgi transport vesicle
Source: RefSeq, a predicted model, not a curated record